Molecule: messenger RNA, 831 nt
Organism: Mollisia scopiformis
Lineage: Eukaryota; Fungi; Ascomycota; Leotiomycetes; Helotiales; Mollisiaceae
Product: cytochrome P450
Exons: 3
Coding region: 1-831 (276 amino acids)
Molecular function (GO): iron ion binding; heme binding; oxidoreductase activity, acting on paired donors, with incorporation or reduction of molecular oxygen
Source: RefSeq, a predicted model, not a curated record
AUGAUACCGUUCCUAGCCUUCUUUCCCUGGAUCAUGCGAAUCUUGGAAGCUCUACCUCAAAGUCUAACUUCAAGACUGAGUUUAGACUACGAACAAUUCUUAGCCGAGAAGAAUGUUUGUCCUUCUCCCGACCUUUUCCCACCAACAACUACUGCCUCAUUCGAAGACCGCCAACACAGAACCAUUUUCCACGACAUCCUCGACAGCAAACUCCUACCAGAAGAGAAAUUUCUUGACCGUCUCGCCGAUGAAGCAGCUGUAACGCUGUCAGCUGGGACUCUGACCACAGCUUGGGUCCUCGCCGUAGCAAUUUACUACAUGCUGGCGAACCCUCUCCUCCUCAAGAAACAAAAGCUUGAACUCGAAGCUGCUAUUCCAGAUCCUUCUCAACAUACACCUUUGGCGACACUUGACACACGUCCUUAUCUCAGAGCCGUUAUUCAAGAAUCGAUCAGACUAGGAUAUGGAGCUCCGGGUCGAGUAUGCCAUAUUGCGCCAGAUGAAACGAUGCUCGUCUCUAGCUCUCGAGAUCUAGCCAUUCUGCCAGCAACACCGACAUGUAUGACAGUGUAUUUGAUGCAUCACGUCGAAUCCAUCUUUCCCUCGUCUUACACCUUCAAUCCCGAGCGCUGGAUCGAGAAUCCAAGAUUGGAUAAGCAUCUCUUUGCGAUAUUUAGAAGUUGGGGGAGUAAAGAGUGUAGAUUUGAGAGCGAUAAGGGUGUGCUCAAGUUGUGGGAGACGGAAACGUGGGAUGUAGAGUUAGUUGGUGCAAUGGUUUUGACGAAGGUUUGGAAUGGGACGAAGGGAGUGAGAAUCAGGGCGAGGAAGUGA